AUGAAUUUUACAAUCUUAUCCCUCGCACGCACUAAAUCUUUAUCAUCUCCUAUUUCCCUCAGUGCCAGUACACAGAUGAGGAAUUUCAAACUUCAAAAUGCAAGGCUUUCAAUGUUUUCUCAUUCAUUUGCUCGCUUCAACAAUUUCAAAGGUUCUGCAUCAUUCGCAAACUCCAAAUUCACAAAUUUCAUGCAAUCUGUUGUUCGUUUUGACGCAAUUCAAUAUUCUGGAAAUCAAUAUACAACUCGUAUGUCAAUUACAACAAAUGCAUCUAAUUCAAUCGAGUUUGUAUCAUGCCUUUUCCAUGAUAUUAACGAAGCCGAAAACAACGGAGCCGCUAUUUACGCUUCACACGAUAAUAUCGACUUAUCAUUGAAUAAAGUCUCAUUCAGAAACUGCAGAUCACCACAGGGCAACGGUGGUGCUGUUUACUUCGAAGGCCAGAACUUCCAUUGCAAAGAAACAUGCUUCAUGAACUGUUUCUGCGAGUACAAUGGUCAGGCGAUCUACGCUUCUACAAUGAAUGAUGGAUACUUGACAUUCCAAGGCAGCAACAUCAACGAAUGUCCAAAUUCUCAUGAAAUUGAAGAAUCUCAUAAUUCUCCUUUAUUCUUAUGGAGAGGAUAUCAAACAGUAAAGCAGGUUAACUUCACAAACAACGUUGUCGGUGAUCUUUACUCAGGUCUUAACACAGAUGACUCAAAAUCUUUAAUUUUCACAGAUGCAUCACUUACAAACAAUACAGGUAACAUUCUCAUCGGUCUUGAGGAUGCCAGACACAAUGAUGACCUCAGUUUUGUCAACCUCGUUAACAAUAAAAUUUAUUCCUCAGAUUAUGGUUUAAUUUACUACACAACGAAGAUUACAUUAAGGAGUUUCGUAUUUGAAGGAAACUCUCCAUGGCUUUUCCAUACAAACGAUAAACUCGAAGCAGAUCUUAACGAUUGUGUCUUUGAUUCAGAUUUUUCAGCUGCUAACUAUAGCAACCAAGUUGUUGUUACAAAGAAUAUUAAGAUUGAUAAGGAUCCAAAGCUUUAUCCGAUUUCUAAAUUUGAUACACGUUAUUGCUGGGAAAUUAACCCACCAAAGCUCUCAGCCGGACCAGGAACAUAUGGAUUCCUUGUUUUCUUAGCAUUAUUUAUUGCUUUUGUUGGUUAUGCUCUUUUCAUUGGCUACCAAAAGUUAACUUCUAUCAAUCCUCAACCUCUUCUUCCUGCUUCUGAAGAUUCUUAUCAGAAACAAACUGAAUAA
Messenger RNA from Trichomonas vaginalis G3, 1251 nucleotides. Its product is annotated as pectin lyase-like family. NCBI's taxonomy places the organism in Eukaryota, Parabasalia, Trichomonadida, Trichomonadidae. The record is from RefSeq and is a predicted model, not a curated record. Bases 1 to 1251 code for a protein of 416 amino acids. The transcript has a single exon.